Pelobates cultripes (western spadefoot toad) is the source of this 21546-nucleotide messenger RNA. The record is from the annotation of a GenBank genome assembly. NCBI's taxonomy places the organism in Eukaryota, Metazoa, Chordata, Amphibia, Anura, Pelobatidae.
GUUCAUUUCUGCCCUUUGUCGUCACAUGAUUCGCCUCCUAAUCAGUCCUGCUCAGUGAGUACAACAAAAUAUAGAUAUUUUCUGAUAUGAGGAUUCCUACUUGUGUAAAUUAUUCUAUCGCCAGUCUCCAAGGAUUGUAUAAUAGCCCACCCAAGAAUUAACAUAUAUACGCACUGUGACAUCAUCGGAUGUAGAAGUGUUUCCGGGUUAUGGAGGCAUGUCAAAAUACAAACCGGUGGAUGUCCAAGGUGAGUCCUAGUCUUGCAGAUCUUUAUUAUAACUCUAUGGGAACUGUGCUUGUUUACUGCAUGAAUGCCAUCUAAUACUGGUGUGUCUGUUAGGGAAAUGUAAACCCCCCCUGGAGUAAACCAUAAACACGUGUCUGGUGCUGCUAUAGGACAUAACAUGUGUGCCAUUAGUACUCCGUGCCUUCUCCCUUUUGGAGGACCGUUAUUAAAAUGUAUAGUAAUGUUGUUAUUAUUAAUGCUUUUAUUGUGGUUUCUAUUAUGUAUGUCCCUGCGUGUGGUUUGAUUGUGGAAUGGGAGUAAAUAACCAAGUGGGCAAUCUCACCUGUGAAACUGCAGAAAAAAAACUUAAAAAAUAUAUUUUAAAGUGUAAAUCUUAAUGGAAGUAAAACUUUAAGCCACUGAAAAGUUUCUCAAUUAGUUGCUCCCUUCCAAUGGAAGUUGUAGUCUUUUUAAAGCAGUGGUAGGAGGUAAGUCAUCCUGGAGUUACCUAGCACCCUUCACAUUUUGAAUGGUAUUGGUGCUUAUUAAUUUAGGACCAUACUCACUAUUGCCAAACUUCAGUUUCUUUGUUCUUUUUUUACUGUACUGUGGUGGCAUCUGUCGUGUGUUAACUCCUUUUAAUGGACAGGAAAAUGCUUUCCAUAUCUCUGAACAUGUACAGGGUUAUUUACUAAAGUGAGAAUUUCACAGAGGGAAAUAAACAUAUAAGUUUAAAACAAAGUGCUGACCUGAAAACAUUUUCUAAGUAACGCAUGUUCUCAGUUCAGCUAAUCUGGCCUUUAAUGUGAAAUUGACUUUGAAUUCUCACUUUAGUAAAUAGCCCUGAUAAUCUUUAUUAUUUUUCCCCUGUGUAAACUGGUUCAGAGGUUUGGUACUCAAUGUAAUUUUUGAUUUGUUUAACAUUGUUUACUAUCCAUCUUUGCUUUGUUUUUUAUUUUAUUUAAAUGUAAAAUAUGCUGGAUUUUCUUUGUUGCCUCUUUUUCCUUUCUGCUUAACUCAGUUUGUGUUUGGAAUGUAUGCUUGCCCCAGUAUAUUGUGACUUUUUAGGAUUCACUUCAAUUAUAAAUUAUUAGUAUUUAAUUAUAAGCAAGUAUAAAUUUCAUUUUAAUUAUAGGAAAACCAUAAGUAAUGCCGCUUCACAAGUACCCACCCGCUAUUUGGAAUACUCUUAAGCUGAAGGAAGGUAUUUAUGCUCGUCUGCCUGCACAUUAUCUUCGCUCACUGCAAGAAACCAGGAAACCUACACCUGUGCACUGGAAACCCCAUGGACAGAAAUACAGGCUGAACCCAAAGUCGGGGCUGAGGGAGCGUGUUCAAGAUGUACCAGUAAUUCCAUAUUUCCCUCCAGAAGCCAACGAUGGUCUGUGGGGUGGAGAAGGAUGGGUCUCUGGAUAUCGAUAUGCAAAUAAUGAUAAGGUAAUCAACAGUGAAGAAAUGUAUCAAUAUUUUGUGGCAAUAUGUCUUCUAGCACUUACAUUAAAAGAGGGCUCUAAGCCAGGGCUGUUUGAAGGAAAAUGGACAUGGAGGUCGCCCCAAGCAAAAUGGACUUGGAGUCCCCCCUCCCGGUGUCCUUUUUACUCCCUCCCGGUGUCCUUUUUACUCCCUCCCGGUGUCCUUUUUACUCCCUCCCGGUGUCCUUUUUACUCCCUCCCGGUGUCCUUUUUACUCCCUCCCGGUGUCCUUUUUCCUCCCUCCCGGUGUCCUUUUUACUCCCUCCCGGUGUCCUUUUUACUCCCUCCCGGUGUCCUUUUUACUCCCUCCCGGUGUCCUUUUUACUCCCUCCCGGUGUCCUUUUUACUCCCUCCCGGUGUCCUUUUUACUCCCUCCCGGUGUCCUUUUUACUCCCUCCCGGUGUCCUUUUUACUCCCUCCCGGUGUCCUUUUUACUCCCUCCCGGUGUCCUUUUUACUCCCUCCCGGUGUCCUUUUUACUCCCUCCCGGUGUCCUUCUUACUCCCUCCCGGUGUCCUUUUUACUCCCUCCCGGUGUCCUUUUUACUCCCUCCCGGUGUCCUUUUUACUCCCUCCCGGUGUCCUUUUUACUCCCUCCCGGUGUCCUUCUUACUCCCUCCCGGUGUCCUUCUUACUCCUCCCGGGUAUGCGCUUCGCCUCCUCCCGGUGUCCCUUCUUACUCCUCCCCGUUCGUCCUUCGCCGCCUCCCCGGUGUCCUUCUUGCUCCUGGGUGUCCCUUCGCCUCCUCCCCGGUGUCCUUCUUACUCCGCCACUCUGUCCUUCUUACUCCUCCCUCCCGUCCACUGCCCCACUCCCCCCUCCCGGUGUGUGCCACUCCUCCCCGGUGUCCUUUGCUCCCCUCCCCGGUGUCACCUUCUUACUCCCCCCCUCCCGUGUCCCUUCUUACUCCCUCCCGGUGUCCUUCUCCUCCCCCCUCCCCGUGUCCUUCUUGUCCCCCCCUCCCCGGUGUCCUUCUUACUCCCCUCCCCCUGUCAUGCUUCUCCCCCCUCCCAGGUGUCCACUCCCCCUCUCCCCCUGGUGUCCUUCGCCUCCACCUCCCCAUUCGGCUUCUUACUCCCCCCUCCCCGGUGUCCUUCGCGCCCCCCCCUCCCCAUUCGCUUCUUACUCCACCCCUCCCCGUUGUCCUUCUUACUCCCCCCUCCCGGUGUCCUUCUUACUCCCUCCCGGUGUCCUUCUUGCUCCCCCCUCCCCCCCCGUGUCCUUCUUACUCCCCCGUGUCCUUCUUAUUGGCUGGCUGACUUGACUUACUGACUUGGCUGAGGUCAUCCAUAAUGAUGAUCUCAGCCAGGGGCGGAAUGGCGCCUGUAUGAAGACGGUUACAUCAGCAGUCACUCAGAUGGCCACUAGAGGUGCUUCCUAGUCCUGCUAGUGUUCAGUGUCCCCAUGCACUGCAUGCAGGUGCUUAACGUUCCCCAAAGAGGUGCAUUAAUUCAAUGCAUCUCUAUGAGGAGAUGCUGAUUGGCAUACCUUUUUUCCCACCUAUGCACAAUAGGCUCCCAAUGUUUUCCUAUUGAUGAUCUCAGCCAUGGAGCUGCCGCGGCGAUGGGAAAAAAGGUAAGUUAAAAUCCUUUUAUCUCUACAGAGAGGGAGACCGGAAAGCUAAACCUCUAAACAUGUAGUCCAGUACAAUAGUCGUUUUCUAUAUCUGCACUUUUUUGUAAAAUGGAAAAAAAGAGGACAAAUGUCACACAUAAGGCACUGUCAUUUUAAUAUGGUUCAUGCUGGUAGCUUUACAUAUAAAAGUAUGCUCAAGAAUUAUUUUACACAAGGAUUACACUAAAAAAAGCUCAAUCAAAGGCAAAGCUGUGCAACCAAACGUCACAUUUAUUUAUAUGGCAAUCUGUUAUAGUUAUAUUAAUAUUUUGGCAUACUUGCUUAUAACUGAAAAAUAUUGUUCUUUAUUACACAAAGUUUGUUUGUUAGUUAAUAUUAAUUCUGUAUACCUUUUUUAUGUGUCCCAAAUUUGUAGUUGUCGGCAAGGGUAAAGAAGAUUUGGAAACCUCAGCUCUUCAAAAGAGAUCUCUACAGUGAAAUAUUGGACAAAACGUUUACUAUCCCUGUCACAAUGAGAACGCUGGACCUUAUUGAUGCUGCCUACGGAUUUGAUUUUUAUAUCCUCAAGGCAAGUGCCUAUUUACUAUGUAUGCUGUUUGUUUUGCUUACUAGCCCCUUCCUCUGAGUGUCACAUAUAUUCCUUUUGUGACCCAGAAAUGAUUUUUGGAGAGUAACACAUUUAUUUACCAUGGCUCCAUUAUGUCCCUCUGAAUAUCUGCAAAUAGGUUGAAAAUAACAGGCUUGUCCCUUCUCAGAUGCAGUAACAUACACAUUCUAAUAGAUUAAUAUAUAGAUUAAAGGGGCAAUAGACAACAAAACAACCUUAGCUUAAUGAAGCAGUUUUGGUGUAUAGAUCGUGCCACUGCUCAAUUCACUGACGUUUAGGUUUAGAUUUAGUUAAAUCACUUUGUUUAUGCAGCCCUAGCCCUACCCUGUGACUUGCACAACCUUCCUAAAUACUUCCUGUAAAGAGUCAUCUAAUGUUUACACUUCCUUUAUUGCAAAUUCUAUUAAAUUUUGAAUUUCAUAUCUCCUGCUCUGUUAAUACCUUGGUAGACAACACUGUAGACUCCUGUAUGUAAUUAAAGUUCAAUUUACAGAGCAGGAUAUACAAACUUUUUAAAGUAAGUUACAUCUGAAUGAAAAUUAAACCAUUUUGUUUUCAUGCACUCUGUCUCAGUCACAGCCAUAGGAGGUGUGGCUAGGGCCGCAUAAACAGAAACCAUGGUGAUUUAACUCCUAAAUAGCAAUGAAUUGAGCAGUGGAACUUCAUAGGCAUGAUUUAUACACAAAAACUGCUUCAUGAAGCUAAAUUUGUUUUGAUGACUAUAGUGUCCCUUUAAUGCAGCUGCCACCAUACUUUCAGCUCAGGAAAGGGCCAAUGUUGGUAGGUACACAUACCAGCUAUCAGCUGUCAUCAGAAUCCAGCUCUAGGAAUUGUCCCUGCAGCAUCCAUUUAUGUCCACACGGAUCCUAAAUGUAAUUCAGGGCUUCUUAUAGAAGCACUGCAACUCUGAACAUAUGUGCAAUUAUUGAAAGUCUUUUCAAGGAAGUACCUCUAGUUACUGUCUAAUUGACAGCAACUAAUGUAAACUAUGCUGUUCCACACAUUUGGUUAAUUCUUACACUUGUUGGACGGCAGGGACUGUAAAUCAAAAUCACUACAUUAAAAAGUAGUGGUUUUGGUGCUUUGUAUCAAUUUUAAGGAUCAUAUAGUACAUUUAUUGAAAAUAAUGCUGUACAUUUAUGUAGUAUAAAUAAUAAUAAAAAGUAAAUGGCUUUGUUACCAUGUGAACUGAAUGGAGAACUUUAGUGCCAGGACUACUAACAUGUAUUCCUUACCCUGUAGUCCUGAAGUGUAUGUUUAGGUGACCCGCCCCCCCUCAGUAUAAAGGUGAUUUUAAUCCCCUUUUGUCCCACAUUUCACCGUUCUUUCCGUGACUGGCUCCGCCUCCAUGGUUGAGAUCAUCAGUGUUGAUAAUCUCAGCCAACCCAAUGCUUUCCCCUUGGAAAGCAUUGGGAGGCUUUUGCGCAUGCGCUACAAACAGUAUAUCAGCAUUUCCUCAUUGAUCUGCAUUGAAUCAAUGCAUCUCUAUGGAGAAUGUUCAGAGACUCAUUGUGGAGCAUGGAUACGAACGCCAGUGCUGCACACUGUGCAGCACUGAACUUGGGAGCACCUUAGGUGGCCGUCUGAGAGACUGCCACUAGAGGUCUCUGAAAAGGCAGCUUUUCCAUGCUCAUGCUAUAGCCACAAGACCAACACUACAUUACCAUGUAGUGGUUCUGGUGACUAUAGUGUCUCUUUAAGGAUAAGCCAAUGUAUUCUCUGAGUGCUCUUUGUCCUUAGAAUUUCUUGUUGAAAUAAAGGCUUCUAUAAUUUUAAAAGCCAAAUGGAACAAUGAAAAGAAAACACACAAGUACCCAACACAAAACAAUCAAACAUAACUGUUAUUUAUUAGAUUAAAUAUGUGCAAAAGUAACCAAAGUAGAAGUGCAUAAAAUAGUGAUAUCAGCUAUCGAGAGAGCUAAAUAGGAAAAACAAAUAUAUGUAUAAGAUGUCCGAUAGGGAUAAGUAAUAGAAAAUUCAUUCGCAGGCCUUUUCCAUCUCACUAACCUUUUGUGUUAUUAAAACUCCAUAUGUGUCAGUCUGUACCAGUGGAGUACACAUGACCCAUGGGGUCCCGAUGCAAAAAUUGAUCCGAGAGCCCCCCCGCGCUUACUCUUCGCACUCCGGGGCCGCAACACAGGGCUGCGACCGCGGUAUGUACGCUAGUAUCACAUAAGCUCAAUGAAGUGGUCUGGAUGCCAGGUCCCUCUAGUUUUAACCCUGCAGCUGAAAACAUAGCUGUCUCACUGAAAGCUGCUAGAGGCGCUUCAGCAAUUCUCACUGUGAAAAUCACAGUGAGAAGUUGCUGGACGUCCAUAGUAAUGCUUUCCUAUGGGCGGUUUGAAUGCGCGGGCGGCUCUUGCCGCGGAUGUGCAUUCAGAGCUGAGACGCCGAUUGGGGCGGAGGGAUCACCAACGCCAUGGGAGUCCGGCGCUGGAGAAAGAUAAGUGCUGAAGGGGUUUUACACACACACACACACACACUCUCACGAACAGACGCGUACACACUAGCUAACAGACACAAACAUUUACUGACAGAGACACUCAGCGACAUACAUACUCACGGACACACACUUACAAAACACACUCUCACUAACACACACACAGUAACACACUCACUGACACACACUCAGUGACACACAAACUAACACACACACUGACACUCACUAGCAGAUACACACACACUCACACACACAUGUUUUUUUUUACAUUUAAUCCCACAGCCUCCUUACCUUUGGAAUAGCUGAGGGGAUUCCCUGGGGUCCAGUGGUGCUGCUGGGCGGCGGGUUACCGGGCGGGCUGGCUGGUGGGAGCACUCUCCCCUGAGCACUCUCUGACCAGCUCCCUCGCGCGCCGCGUACUGAUGCCGGAGCCAGAAUAUGACGUCAUGCUCCGGCAUCAGUGCGAUGUGCCCGAGGGAGCUGGGCAGAGAGCGCUCAGGGGAGAGUGCUCCUUCGCGUGCCUGCCCGGUGACACCAGGGCCAGCCUCGACCCCUGCGACCCCGGUGUGUACGCCACUGGUCUGUACAGUAUUUUUUUAAAUGAAGCUGUGUGCGCACCCACCCCUUCAAAAUAAAUAUAUAUAUAUAUAUAUAUAUAUAUAUAUAUAUAUAUAAUUUUUAUUUAUUUAUUUAUUUUUUUUAAAUAAAUGUACAUUUUAUUUAUAAUUUUUUUAUUUUAGACUCCAAAGGAGGAUUUGAAUUCAAAAUUAGGUAUGGAGUUAAAAAGAGCAAUGCUUUUACGUCUUGCAACAAGAGACCCAAGUCUGCACCCAAAUGAUUCAGCAAAAAGAGAAAACAUCUACAGCAAAUACAAGGUUCGAAAUUUUCUAUGAAAAUAUUAGUGUUAUUGUGACGAGUUCUCUUACUAUGCUAUGAAGGUACAGUGAGGGGGAAAAAGUAUUUGAUCCCCUGCUAAUUUUGAACGUUUGCCCACUGACAAAGAAAUGAUCAGUCUAUAAUUUUAAUGGUAGGUGUAUUUUAACAGUGAGAGACAAAAAAAAACAGAUAAACGCAUACAUUGAUUUGCAUGUCAAUGAGUGAAAUAAGUAUUUGACCCCUUCGUACUUGAUGGCAAAACCCUUGUUGGCAAUCACAGAGGUCAGACUUUUCUUGUAGUUGGCCACCAGGUUUGCACACAUCUCAGGAGGGAUUUUGCAGAUCCUCUCCAAGUCAUUAAGGUUUCGAGGCUGACAUUUGGCAACUCGAACCUUCUGCUCCCUCCAGAGUUUCUAUGGGAUUAAGAUCUGGAGACUGGCUAGGCCACUGCAGGACCUUAAUGUAAUUCUUUUUGAGCCACUCCUUUGUUGCCUUGGCUGUGUGUUUUGGGUCAUUGUCAUGCUGGAUUACCCAUCCACGACCCAUUUUCAAUGCCCUGGCUGAGGGAAGGAGGUUCUCACCCAAGAUUUGAAGGUACAUGUCUCGUCCAUCGUCACUAGGAUGCGGUGCAGUUGUCCUGUCCUCUUAGCAGAAAAACACCCCUAAAGCAUAAUGUUUCCACCUCCACAUUUGACAGUGGGGAUGGUGUUUAUAGGGUCAUAGGCAGCAUUGCUCCUCCUCCAAACACAGCGAGUUGAGUUGAUACAAAAGAGCUCGAUUUUGGCCUCUUCUGACCACAACACUUUCAACCAGUUCUCCUCUGAAUAAUUCAGAUGUUCAUUGUCAAACUUUUUUGGGGCCUAUACAUGUGCUUUCUUGAGCAGGGGAAUCUUGUGGGCGCUGCAGGAUUUCAGAUCUUUACUGCAUAGUGCGUUACCAAUUGUUUUCAUUGUAAAAAUGUUCCAGCUGCCUUGAGAUCAUUAACAAGGUCCUCCUGUGUAGUUCUGGGCUGAUUCCUCACCUUUCUCAUGAUCAUUAAAACACCAUGAGGUGAGAUCUUGCAUGGAGCACUAGACCGAGGAAGACUGACCGUUAAUUUGUGUUUCUUCCCUUUGCGAAUAAUUGCACGAACUGUUGUCACCUCACUGUUUGGCGUUGGUCUUGUAGCCUAUUCCAGCCUUGUGUAGGUCUACAAUCUUGUCACUGACAUCCUUAGACAGCUCUUUGGUCUUGGCCAUGGCGGAGAGUUUGGAAUCUGAUUGCUUCUGUGGACAGGUGUAUUUUAUACAGGUAACGAGCUGAGAUUAGGAUCACUCCCUUUAAGAGAGUGCUCCUAAUCUCAGCUCAUUACCUGUAUAAAAGACAUUUGGGAGCCAGAAAUCUUGCUGAUUGAUCAAAUACUUAUUUCACUCAUUGACAUGCAUUUUUCUGGAUUUCUUUUUUUGUUAUUCUGUCUCCCAUUGUUAAAAUACACCUACCAUUACAAUAUUGACUGAUUUCUUUUUAGGUGACAAACGUUCCAAAUCAGUAGGGGAUCAAAUACUUUUUUUCCCUCAGAGUGGAUGCUUUAUGAAACCAAUAUUCUUUAAGGGACGCUAAAUACCACCGUAACUUUGCAUUAUUGGAAUGCUGAUGAAACAUAGAGGAACCUGACCCCCCUGAGAUUUCAUCUAAAAAAGUGUUGAGGAACAAUAUUUUUUUAGGGUGAAGGUUAUGAUGGUAUAUGUGUUUCUACAAUUCUGAUAGGCUACACAAAGCCUAUAGUUUUCUUAGAUGUAGUGAGAAUAACCGUUUUUGAUUAAUUUAUUCCUUUACUGUGUUAUUGCAUUUACUGUUGUUUUUAGUAAUAUAUUGCUGCCAAUUGCAAACUGUUUUGAAAUGACUUCUUGCUGUCUAUCAGCCAGUUUUCUAUAAGUGCUAUCUUAUGAACACUGCUAGUUUUAAAGGAACCCUCCAAGCACCAUAAUCACAACAGUUUAUCAACUUACUUGAGGUCAGCUAGGUGCUACUCGUCUCCCCAUUUAAUAUUGAUAUCUAUAUGUUUACAUUUUUCUCUUUUACUUUCCUUGUUUACAUUCCCACUUUCUAAGAUGUCAUACUUUUAUUUAAUUGUUCCUUUUAGCUUGAAACCACUGUAAGUACAUAGUGAGUGGUUUCUUCUCUGUCUUAACUUGCUGUAGCAAAUUUGUUGCAGUUUUUAUCAGUUGAGCAUUUUAAGAGGGAACUGCUUUGCAACAGUGUUUUUCUUAGCUACAUGUGCACUAGGACCAACAUCUACCAAUAAAACAUAAUUACUUGGAGCUGAAAUUGCAAUCUUAAAGGAACACUAUAGUCACCAGAAUGACUACAGCUUAAUGUAGUUGUUCUGGUGAGUAUAAUCAUUGCCUUCAGGCAUUUUCAUGCAAACAUGACCCGCCGCCCAGCAGCACCACUGGACCCAAGGGAAACCCCUCAGCUCUCCCAAAGGUAAGGAGGCUGGGGGAUUAAAUGUAAAAAAAAACAAAAAAAAACGUGUGUGUGUGUGUGUGUUAGUUUGUGUGUCAGUGAGUGUUACAUUGCCCCUAGGGACACCUCCAAGUGGCCACUCCUCAGAUGUGACUCCUAAGAUGUAACUCAUCAUAGAACUCCCUGGCAGCCUUAUGGUUUAGUGCUAUUCAAAUAUUGGGUUGAAAUAAAUGCUUCUAUAAUUUGAAAUGCCAAAUGGAAUAAUGAAAAGAAAACACACAAGUACCCAACACAAAACAAUCAAACAUCCAUCAGGCUUUUCUCAUGGGGGAAUUUCUGGAAAUUGCAGUGGGCCUAGCAAUCUUCUCUCUAUCCCAGGGCUGUCCAACCUGCGGCCCCCCAGAUGUUGCUGAACUACAACUCCCAUGAUUCUUUCAAUGAAACAGAUAGCCAGGGAAUCAUGGGAUUUGUAGUUCAGCAACAUCUGGGGGGGCCGCAGGUUGGACAGCCCUGCUCCAAUAUUACAAUUAAAAUAAUACUAUACUUUAAAAAAAAAAAAAAAAAAAAAAUUUUUUGAUUGCUUUUACCUAAAAGGUUACUAUAACUUUUUUUGAAAGGGCGAACAUUUCCAGCGUAAUAUGUCCUACUGAGCACUGUGGCAGGGCUUGACAAAUCCCAGAUGCCAGGUCAUUAUGGCGACCAGGAAUGUUGUCCUGGGAUUUGUGAGCCGUUCCUUCUGAUGUGGGUUGGUAGCUUGCUGCACGUACUGUGGGUGAGUGGUGGACGAGCUGCGCGUACUGUAGGUUGGCGGCAAAGGAGCUGUGAUAGUUAUGCUCCCUCACAUGCUGCUUAGUGAUGCCAGGGCCGGAAUAUGUCAUCAACAUCAAUAAGCAGCUCGCAAGGGAGCAGUGCGAUCCCAGCUCCCAUGCCGCCUGCCUACAGCACUUGCAGCCAGACGCCCGCCUCCACUCUCCCCCCAGCUGGCGGCUCACUGGACCCCAGGGAAAACUGAAUCACUCCAGCUCUUUCAAAGGUAGGGAGGCUUGGUGGAAUAAAAUUUAAUUAAAGCAAAUAAUAAUUUGUGUGUAUCUGUAUGGGACAGAGUGUGUGUGUCUGUCAGUGUGUGUAUCUGCCUGUCUUUCCAAUAAAAUUGGUUACAAAGCACAUGGACUUUCCAGAAUCUCUUGGCAAACAUCACUUCGUAACUCACCAUUCUGCAGAAUGUUAAAGGAUCACUAUAGUGUCAGGAAAACAAAGCGGUUUUCCUGACACUGUAGUGCCCCCACCCUCAGGGUCCCCUUCCCGUGGCGCUGAAGGGGUUAAAACCCCUAUAGCAGCAUACCUUAAUCCAGCGCCGGGCUCCCUCGGCGCUGGUGACCUCUCCACCCCCGCCGACGUCAGCUCCCCCAUACAACGUCAGCGGAGCCGAAUGCGCAUGUGCGGCAAGUGCCACGCACGCAUUCAAAGUGUCCAUAGGAAAGCAUUUCUCAAUGCUUUCCUAUGGACGCUCUGCGCGAUGGAGGUAUAAUAUCCAGAAGACAGCCACUAGAGGCUGGCGUAACCCCAAAUGUAAAUAUAGCAGUUUCUCUGAAACUGCUAUGUUUGCAUCUGAAGGGUUAAAACCUGAGGGACUUGGCACCCAGACCACUUCAUUGAGCUGAAGUGGUCUGGGUGACUAUAGUGUCCCUUUAAUUACCAUGCCAAAUUACACAUAUGUCCAAUAAGAUUGAUCUUGAAUUGCUGUUUUAAAGGGGUUUCUUGCUUUUGCUUUUAAUUUUGCACAGAAUGGUAGCAUUUCACAAAUAAAAUCACAAUUUUGGGCAUCAGUGUGUUUUUGUCAUAAUAUUUUUGAGAGGUGUUUUGCCUUUGUUUUACUUUCUCCUUUUUAUGUUUGUGGUAUAGGCCUUUGAAAUCCCAAAAGAGGAAGCAGAAUGGGUGGGACUGACAUUAGAGGAAGCUGUAGAAAAACAGAGACUACUUGAAAAGAAGGUAGGUGGUUUCUGUUUGCUGGCAAUAUAGCCAAUCUGCAUUUCUCAAUGCGUUUUGAUGGUUUUAAAAAAGUGUAAAAUGUGUGAUUUUAAAAAAGUGGAUUGCCCCAGCACCAAUCCAACAUCUUUGGCAUGCAUGCCUUCUGGAGAAGAUCUUCCAUAUCUCAGGAUCCCUCUAGUUGGGCAACGUUAAACUUCUCUCCAUUGUAGGUGAUGUCAGUGCGGCGAAAGUAACCUUGCCACUGGUUUUUGGAGGGGCCUGUUUGCCAGCCUCUUGCCCUGCGACUAUGGCCCUGGGAUGUAUUUCCCUUCUAGAAACUGAUGUGGGCAUAUUGUAUUUUAUUAUGCUGCUGCUGGCCCUUUAAGAACCAUCUGGGGACAUACUGUGGAGUUACUGGGUGGCCACCAUUUCAUGUAUCAGAGGCACAUGGUGAAAACAAUGGAUGGCGGCCAUUUUAACUCACAGACACUGUUUGGACUUUUCUACAUGGUGCCAUCUCGCUGGUAUUUGGUGCACAAAGACAUUGUGCAGUAGUUUUAAACUAUACAACAGGGGACACAUUAUACAGUAAUUAUUUUUCAUAUAGCCUGUAUAUGUUCUGCGGAAUCUGCAUUAAAGGACCACUAUAGUGCCAGGAAAACAUACUCGUUUUCCUGGCACUAUAGUGCCCUGAGGGUGCCCCUACCCGCAGGGACCCCCUCCCGCCCGGCUCUGGAAGGGGGAAAGGGGUAAUAACUUACCUUUUUCCAGCGCUGGGCGGAGAGCUCUCCUCCUCCGAUCCGCCCCGCCGGCUGAAUGCGCACGCGAAAGCUGCGGCGCGCGCAUUCGUCGAAGAAAGCAUUCAUAAUGCUUUCCUGUGGCUGGCGUGCUCUCACUCACGGUGAGAACGCAAGCGCCUCUAGUGGCUGUCAAUGAGACAGCCACUAGAGGAUUAGGGGGAAGGCUUAACCCAUUCAUAAUUAUAGCAGUUUCUCUGAAACUGCUAUAAUUAUGAAAAAAUGGGUUAACCCUAGAGGGACCUGGCACCCAGACCACUUCAUUAAGCUGAAGUGGUCUGGGUGCCUAGAGUGGUCCUUUAAACUGUAUCUUCCAUACUACUGAACGGAUCUGGGUGAAUUUGGGAUAUGUGGUUCACCCAGAUCCCCCGGUUCCGAUAUACUUUUUAUGGGGUUAUUGCAUGUUCUGGAGUCCCUGUGAUAUGUUUUAUAAUACUGUAUUUCUCUGCCUAAUUAGAUUACCCAUUGUGUUCAGUAAUCAUAUCACAGGCAGAGGGGAGGAUUUUGUGUGGGAGUGUCUGUGUGUAUUGUACGGAUUGAUUGGUUGUAUUUCAAAACCCUGUGGGCAGUACUAUGUUUGUGGAUUGUGAAUAAAAGAGGCUGUAUGUGCCAGUAAAGUCAGUUCUGCUUGACCUCACAACGAAGUGUCGUCUCGUUAUUGGGGGAAUUGGAUUGUAUGCUGAUUGCCAGGAGUGUAAGCUGAUUGUAUGCUUUUCCUGUUCAGCUGCUUUCAGCAUUCAUAUGUUUGAGAGCAUUUGUAUGGUUGUGGUGUCUGUUGCAGUGCUUGGAGUCCUCAGAAAGCGCUAGGAGCAUCCUUCAACGGAGGUACCUAGUCGGGGUGCCAGGUGAUCCGUUACAGUCAGUAACUUGUGAUUUGAGGUUAUCUUAAAGCAGCAUCAUGGCCGCAUCAUAAUUUUUUUUUUUUUUAACCCCCUCCCUCCUGACUCCAGUACUUCUAAUUGCCCCCCUAGCAACCAACAAAUGCCCCUACGCACCCAUAUUACCUAUUUUUUUUUCCUAGGUCCUGGGCACAGCCAUCUUUGUGUGGGCAGUUGAAGGCCCUGUGGGACACAUCAUCUGCCCACACUAGAUAGCGCUGUAAAAUUCCCGUCCAUUUUUGGGGUUGUUAAAAGGUUUUAGAAAAAAGAACACUUCAAAUGGCAAGUAUUUUUUUUUAUUUACAGGUAUUUCGUUUUAUUGUUCCUCCAUCACUAUUUUUAGGGUGAGGCGGGUAGGUAGGGCUUUAUUAUAUUUUUUCUGGAUGGAGGGGUGACUAGGGACUUGGGAGGGGUGUAUUUUUUUUCAUUUAGCCCACACCCGUCGCACAUGGGUGGGGGCUGGUGGGAACAAAAGGUCCUCCUCCCAUUGUCUUUUAUGGCCCCCACCCGCCACUUAUGUCCCCCAUUUAGUUGAAUAGCCCCCACUCGAGGGGGCGGGGGGGACACUGUCACACCUGCUAGUUAAUAGAUGGGGGUGGCUUUUUUUUUUUUUUUUUUUACAGCAGUGAGCAGCCACAGCAUCGUGAGUAGGGGCAGUUUCCCUUAUCUACGAAUAGUAAAUAAUUUUCCUUAUUAUUAGUAAAGUUGGCUGAAAGUUCCAUCUUGGUCUUUCAUCCUUUUGGUAGAUAGCUACCUGAUUCCCAUGGUAUUAGGGAGCUAUCUGCUAAGCGGCUAAAAGAUGCAGCUGUGGCAGAUUGGAAUUUCAUUCAUUCAAACCAAGUUAAAAGUAAGGUCAUGCUAACAAGAAUAGACAAACAGGAAGUGGGUCAAAGCCGGUUAAGCAUAGGAAAUAUACAAAGGACAAAGUUGUCCCUACUUUGUCUUAUGUUUUACAGAAAACUAGAUCAGAUAGGAAGAAAAUAAGAACAGAUCCCGAGAGAAGAGGAAGCGAUUAGGGAAAGAAAAGUUCGGCAUCACAGUGCCGCUUUAAUAUACUAAAUCCCAAGAUCAGGCUUCAAAGAUUACUUUUAGUCCUCUGAGCUCAUCAAACAUGUGACCUCUUCUUUCUCAUUGUUAUUCUUUGGCUUUUUUUUUCGUCAUUGACCCGUGCGCAAUUUUCAUUUCACCAUAAAUUUGUUUUUUCUUUCUUUUUUUUUAUUUUAACAAAUCAAUUACUUUAAUCUAAUUUCAUACAUCUAUAUCCAUUACGCUAUUCUCAGACAUAUUAGUCACAUUUUUACAUUGAUUAAAUAUUUUACUGAAUUUUGCUAACGGAAAGGGGGUAAAGAAAAUCAAUCUGGUUGCAAAUUUUGUUUUUUUGCAUCACAUAGUGUUGGCAUUAAUGUUCAUAACAAUUAUACGCAGAUGUUGGGAUUUUUCCACAGGGAGUGACUAAGCCAAGUUCUCUGGAUUACUAGACUGGGACACCUGUUUUUCUCUGGAAUUAAAAGCACAUUGAUGAAUAGUAGUGUUGAAGCAAAGAUGCCUAAAUGCUGUACCUAAACCUCUAGUUGCCAGAAUAGCUGAUUCCUCUGGCAGUGAAACAGUUGAAACUGAUCUAUUAUAUAUCCUCCACCACUCAAUUUCAGACUUGUGAUAUUUUAAUAUUUCUCUCACCUCUUCUCUGGAAGAUUCUGCCAGCCCCAUGUCCCUAGUCUGCCCGCAACACUCUCAGGAAAUGAGUGGGAAGGAAGGGGAUCUUCUGUCAGAUGUUAUCUGGUGACCACGCCAUGGUCCGUAUUGAGUGUGAGGUCCAGCACGUGCUGUGCCCAGGAUCCCCUGAUUUACAAUGCGCUCUAUUGCUCCAUUUGUGCAUACAAGUCAGCCAAGCGCUUGAUACUGCAAUGUGAUUGCGUUCAUACAUAUUUAAUGAAAGGAGGAACUUUCAUUUCUUAUUCACAAGUAUUCCAGGCAUGCAAUUUGUUUGCCACUUUAGGCAUGGAAAAGAAUGACUGAAAUACUGUUAGACAAGGAGGCUCUUUGGAGGAAGGGACAAGUUUUUCUUUUGAUAGAUAGAUAGAUAUAUAUAUAUUAUAUUAUAUAUAUUUAUUACUAUUGCCAUUUAUGUAGCGCCAACAGAUUCCGUAGUGCUUUACAAUAUUAUGAGAAGGGGGGGAUUUAACUAUAAAUAGGACAGUAACAAGAAAACUUACAGGAAUGAUAGGUUGAAGAGGACCCUGCUCAAACGAGCUUACAGUCUAUAGGAGGUGGGGUAUAAAACACAUUAGGGCAGGAAAUAGCAAUCAAAUAAGGUGGGAGUGAAGCAGAGCUUGAGGAGAGAGUAAUGUGCUGCUCUUUAGGAGAGAGCAGGUUACUCUGGGAUGCCAUAAGCUUUGAAUGAAUAUAUAUAUUCAUUCAUCUGCCCUGGGCCACCGUAGCAGAUAUCAUAGUUCUCAGUUGAAGGGACAGGUAAUGGCACCGCUCAUUGAAUUUCCCUUUUCUGUACAAUUUUAAGGGUAGGCAAAUUCGGCCUCUCUUGGUCUUUCCCAUUUACCUAACUUUGACUACAACACACCUUCAGUAUCCUUUGCUAACUUGGAUCUGAGAUGCUUACAAGGGUACUCAACUGACCUACUGUCCUUGGUACAUACGUGUAGGUCACUCUUAAAAACACUUCCUUGUUUCACAAUGCAUCUUUACUACUAUAGGGUAAUGACUCUGUUACAGUUAGUUCCCUUUAUUUCAUACUUGCAUGUCUGUUCUUUUCCACAUUUUCCACCUAAGGGAGAUAGCACCUAAAAUUAGGACACUGAGGGCAGUGCCCCAAGAUACAGGGAAUAGCAAGGUGGCAAUUCCCUCCAGGUACACAUUGGUUGACUAAAACUCUUCUUUUGACAUAUUCCAGUGUUAUACAAUUUACAGAAAACACAGUAGGGUUUAGCCUGUUACCACAGUUGUCACAUAAUGGUCCUUUGUCUUUCAUUGUUCAUUGAUAUAUCGAUUGACCUGUCCCUCGAUUCCUGGUUCCAUUGUGUGUGUCUGGCAAGUUUAUUUAUUAUUAUGCUUAAAACUAUUACAUCUGAAUAUCCAGUUCUGUUUGUGGUGUUCAUCUUUUUCUCAGUGGUUGAGAACUGUCUUGCGGAUGCAUUAUGCCAUACAAGCUUCGGCAGCCAUGUCAAAGUACAUAAAUGGCCAUUCUUUGUAAAACGGGUCGCAAAGGGGUGAAAGGGGAACAUUGAUUCCCAGGAUUUAUUAUAUACAUAGUCACCUAGAGAAAUAUAUAUCUUUGAGCUCUGAAAAUUACAAUCCACACCACUGUAUUUAGCGGUGUCAUGAAAAUGAGCGACUCCAUCCUGACAUUUUGUCAAUCAUUCUUAAAUCAUAAACUCUGCUAAUUGCACCUGGCACUCAGCAUACACAGAGGUGAAACAGAAAAAACAUGUUUGUGUCUCCCCCAAAAAGCAGUGUGCCCUGGCUUUGCCUGGACUGAACUUGAUUGAGAUAUCCAGCACAAAAGCUGUAAUUUACAUUUAAAUGAAAAUUGGAUAUCACAUGAAAAAAAAUGGCCAACUUGAUUUUAUAGGUUGCCAUAGAAAUUGAGUUUCCCCCCUUAAACACAGUUUUACUUUUUAUGUAAUGCAUCUCCUUUUUUUUUUUAUUUAUUUAUUUAUUUAUUUUUAUUUAUUUAUUUUUUACUCUGCUCAUAUUCUGCUAAUUAUAGAUGGUUUUGAGAAAUAAAGUAAGUAAAUGAAAAAUGUGUUUAACUGGUCUUUGUUAUAAGGUUUAAUAUUUGUUGUUUACUGUUUUUAUAUUAUAUUAUUGUGAUGUUAUUUGAGUUCAGACACCAUAAUCUCACAAGUUUGUUGCAUGUCUUUCACUCAUUAUAGGACCCCACACCUCUUUUUAAAGAAUUUGUGGAUGAACUGGUUCAGGAGAUGGCAGCUCAGAAGCUUGAAGAAACCAUACCCAAUGAAACAAAAUCCUAACCCUUGCUAAAUGUUCUACUGUAACUAUACAACAUUCUAUUUUGGAAGGGGUUUAUGGGACAUGUUACAAACCUAUUUCAAGAAUCCACAUCACUCCUGCAUUAACAAGACUGGAAUUAGCACUCAUUGGAAACAAUACUGAUGUUAAUUUGGUAAUGGCAGUGUCAUAGAUCAACAUAAUGCUACUCAGCUGGUGAAAUACGUUUUUUACGGCUCUAAAAGCAAGCACCAAUAAAGCAUCUAGUUACAAAAAUCCUACUAAGUAUCUACAACAUUAAAAUGUGUUUGAUAUAUUAUGCACCUCCUCUAGUGACUAAUUUCCAUCAUCAUUUGCUAUGUCCUAAUGUCUAGAAGUUAAGUUACCACUGAAAUUCGUUUUGAACCAAAAUGUGUUGCCCUCAGUUUAAGAGCCAGUGUUGGACAUGCCUGAAGCCAUAUUAUGAGACUCUCAAGAAGCAAACUUAUCAAAUGAUGAUCUUCCAAACAUACCAUAUAUAUUUGCUAUAGUAUAUUCCAAUUUUGAAAUAAACAAAGUGUGUGUGUCCGUCCCCCUCCACUAGAGUUAACAUUUAAAACCUUUAGACUGUCUGAUACAUUUCUGGCACCUCUAUCGUUUUAUUUAAAUAUGAGCAGAUUGGUAAACCUCUUACUUUUGCGUCCAUUUAGCAGUUGUGUGUUUUACAGAUCACGAGUGUAUGUAGUUGUGCAUCUGUCAUACAUUAUGGUGUGAUGUCACCCUGUGCAAUAAAACCAUGUUUUAGUGUAAGCAACCCAGUUUCUCAAGACAUAUGUUAGUGCAGCACAGGAUCAUGGCCAGGUUACCUAGUAUUGAUGACAAUCACACUCCUGGGAGGCUGGUCACCUUCUUUUAUUCCUAUGCUGACAAGCUGCGGUGAAGAGAGACUGCAUGUCUCACUAUCCUCCGCAUGUUGCAUAACAUAUAAGUAGUGGGAAAUUGACAGAAUUAUUGUAAGCAGCUGCAAGGGUGGUUUUCAUAUAUACCUCAGUGUUGCACUAAAAUGGAAGGCAUGUGAGCCUUAGCAAUUUUGUGUGUACUUGUCUGUGUGUGAGUGUUUGUAUGAUUGCCAUCCUCAGGAAUGGUAGGGAAAUAGACAAUAUAUGGCACUACAGCUGCCGUAGAAAAAAGGCAUUUAUAAACUACUUAUCCUCUUGUAUUUUGUUUCCGGAACCCCUGUACCUCAAUUGAUUUUUUUUUUUUCCCUCUAAUACAGUCCUAGAUAGCUGUAUAUUUGUUAUAUAUACUUUAAUUAUAGAACGGUAAAGAAGAUACUAGACCCAAACUGGUAACUUAUAUGUCAGAACCGAACUACACCCUGUUCCAAAUAAUUAUGCAAAUUCUAUUUAAGUGUCACAAAGAUUAAAUAUUUUGUUGUUCAGUUUAACAUGGAUGGCAUUGUGUGUCAGGGCUCUUUUGAUCACUGAAAACAAUCUCGGACAUCAGUGAUAAUUAGAUUGCCAGGUGAGCCCAAUUUAAGGAAAAACUACUAAAGGAGGGUGUUCCAUAUUAUUAAGCAGAGCACCAUUUUCAUGCAAUAUGGGGAAGAAAAAGCAUCUCUCUGCUGCCGAAAAGAGUGAAAUAGUUCAAUGCCUUGGACGAGGUAUGAAAACCUUAGAUAUUUCACGAAAACUUACGCGUGAUCCUUGCACUAUUAAGGGAUCUGUGGCUGAUUCAGAGCACAGAUGGGUUUGUGCAGAUAAAGGCACAUUGAGGAAGAUUUCUGCCAGAUCCAUGCAUCUGAUCAAGAGAGCAGCUGCUAAAAUACCAUUACAUAGCAGCAAACAGAUAUUUGAAGCUGCUGGUGCCUCUGGAGUCCCACAGACAUCAAGGUGUAGAGUCCUCCAUAGUCUUGCAACUGUGCAUAAACCUUCCAUUCGGCCACCACUAACCAAUGCUCACAAGCAGAAAUGGCUGCAUUGGGCAGAAAAAUACAUGAAGACUAAUUUUCAAACCGUCCUAUUCACUGAUGAGUGCUGUGCAACCCUGGAUGGUCCAGAUGGUUGGUGGACGGCCACCCUGUUCCAACAAGGCUUCGACGUCAGCAAGGCUGUGGUGGAGUCAUGUUUUGGGCCGGAAUCAUGGGAAGAGAGCUGGUCGGCCCCUUUAGGGUCCCGAAGGUGUAAAGAUGACCUCUGCAAAGUAUGUCGGGUUUCUGACUGACCAUUUUCUUCCCUGGUACAGAAGGAAGAACUAUGCUUUCCGUAAUAAAAUCUACAUGCAUGACAAUGCACCAUCUCAUGUUGCAAAGAAUACCUCUGCAUCAAUGGCUGCUAUGGGGAUAAAAGGAGAGUGUGUCAUGGUGUGGCCUCUGUAGCGGAUGGUAUUAAGGCUGUCCUAAAAGACUGUUAAAACUGCAAUUCGUGUGUUUAUUCUUCUGUGUAGUUAAAACUAUAUGUAAUAUUCGUAUGUUUGUUCGGUAGUUUCCAUCCGUAUUCCAUACGAAUGAAAACUACCGAACCCAUAGACCACCCCAGAGAGAAGUGUGCACCUUAUUAGGUACUUUGUGCAUGUAUCUGGGUGGCCGCCGUUCGGCAUACGAACACGUGGCGGCGGCCGCCAUCUUACGCACGAAAGCCUCAGCGGUGUUUGGUUGUCGAGUGUCUGGAACUCAAAUCGGACACUCAAUUACCCGAACACCGCUGAGACCUCUAGAGCUCCGUAACUCCCGAACGGGAAGGCAAAUCAGACCCCCGUUUGGUAAGUUAAAAGUACCGAACAAGGGGACUCAUGCGAAUGCAAUGUUUAUCGUGGAUGUCAGGUUUUUAUGUGUGUUUUACCUCCCGAAGGGAGACCGACCGCAGGGCCAAAACACAUGGAACCCUUUUCGGCUAACACAUCAUGUGCGGUCGGUCAAAUUGUCCCUUCCAUGUAACUCACGAACCCCUGGUCUGAUCUGGGUGAAUUUUGCAUAUGUUGGUCACCCAGAUCAGGGCUACCAUGUGGUGCCACUUAGCCCUUGUACCUAACUGUUUUGGGGUACAUCCAGAACUCUGGGAAAAUUGCAGCAGAUAUAAUGGGAUUAUGUGUCACACUGAGGGGAGGAGAUGUCUGGGAGGUAACUGUGACAUUAUUGGUUACUGUCCUAAUUAUGAUGAAUCCCUCCCUUGCAUGGGAGAAUGCUUUAUAAGGAGGUUGUGUGGAUUAAAAGUGAGUUCUGCUCCUGAUGCUGUGUCGUCCAGUCAUUGGGAUCAGUAUGGGGAUAUUCGUGAUUUACCUUGUUUGCUGGAAUUAUUACUUUAUGGUAUUUUUACUACUUGUUCCUGAGCCUCACUGGGAUGUUUAGUGGAGUUAACCUGUGGAAUACCAGGCCUCCGCUACAGCCUCAAUCCUCCCCUGACGUCAAUCCUAUUGCGAACCUUUGGAGCAUCCUCAAGCAAAAGAUCUAUGAGGGUGGGAGGCACAUCCAAACAGCAGCUCUAGGAGGCUAUUCUGACAUCUUGCAAACAAAUUCAAGCAGAAACUGUCCAAAAACUCACAAGUUCAAUGGAUGCAAGACUUGUGAAGCUGCUAUCAAAUAAGGGGUCAUAUGUUAAAAUGUAAUGUGACUUGUUAAAAUGUUUAAAAAGUUAAAAUGUUGUUAUAAGUUUGAUUGAAAUAGCUUUUGAUUUCGGUAAAUAUGCUUUCAAUAAAACAAAUGACAAUUUUCAGUUCUUUACAACUUAUAAACUUACUGUGCGUAAUAAUUUGGAACAGUGCAUUGUAAGUUUUUUAUGUUUAAAAAAAAAAUUACUGUUAUCAUUAGGAGGUUUGUUCAAUAAAAUUUGAAUUGUACCCUUAAUAGUUGAGAACAUGAGAAUUAUGCUGACUGUUAUUUACAUCAAUUAUUUAGGUAAAUGAGAAAAAUAUCAUUUGCAUAAUAAUUUGGCACAGGGUGUAUAUGAGAUUUGAUGUGUAAUGGGGUGAAGCAUGUAUGUAUGCAUGUGGGGGUGAAGAGAUGAUGUGUGGGAGGGGUGCAUUGUGUGUGUAUGCCAAGUUGUACUCUGUGUUGAUGGGAGUGUACUGUAUGUGGGGGGCUUUACUGUCUGUGAGGGUGUACUAUGUUCAGGGGGGUAUAGAGAGUGGGAUAGGGAAGAGCUUUACAAUUUUUACUUUAUUAAUUGUUUAAAAAAAAAAAAAAAAUAUUCCCCUUUCCCUAAACUUGCCUUGCAAGGAAGGGGUGGCACAAUCAAAUCCGUGGUGGUUGACAAGUCUGCCUAUCCAUUGGGUACAGGAGAGGUCAUGAAAUGAGCGGUAUCUCUCUUGGAGCUCCAGCACUUAC